CUAAAAACACGUCUCGCAGAUGUAAACGCAGACCUCAAAUAGACGCCUCGGUGAUGUGCGUGUGCUGUCAGGGUAGCUGACGUCUAGUUUGCUAGAUAUAACUGUAACCUGUUGCUAAAAAAGCAAGUGGAUUUUCCUAAUCCUUUAAUUUGAUAAUCCUGAAAGCAUUUCAAGACACAUUCAGCGCCUCAUUCACUGACAGUCAUACGUGAGACAGUGCUUCAGUUCAUCUGUAAGGCGUUCUUGCAUCAUACAUCACAUCAUGACCUCUAACCAUUGAUGGCUUCAUUUAUUUUAUUUUGUAUUUAUCGACUUCUUUAUAACAGAAAUGACUCUUCUUUUGGCCUUGUUAUGUCUCACCAGUGUUGCAGAUGUAUUAGGAAAGCAAAAGAUAAAUUCAGAAAAUAUAACACGGAUCCUAGACCGACUUCUUGAGGGUUAUGACAAUCGUCUGCGCCCGGGAUCUGGAGUCUCUGUAACUGAGGUCAAAACAGACAUAUUUGUCACAAGUUUUGGACCAGUAUCUGAUGUUAAGAUGGAGUUCACUAUGGAUAUGUUUUUCCGCCAAAUGUGGGUUGACGAGAGGUUAGCCUUUCAGGGGCCCGUCGAAAUCUUGCCUUUGAACAACCGCAUGGUGGACAAGAUCUGGACGCCCGACACGUUUUUUCGCAACGCAAGGAAGUCCCUCGCACACAACAUGACGUCUCCUAACAAACUGUUUCGGAUCAUGCAAAACGGAACGGUCUUUUACACCAUGAGACUGACUGUAAGUGCAGUGUGUCCAAUGGUGAUGAUGGACUUUCCUAUGGAUGGACACACAUGUCCUCUCCUGUUUGGAAGCUAUGCGUACACUAAUCGUGAAAUCGUCUACACGUGGAGGAAGGGUCUUCAAGCAUCAGUAGAUUUUCCUCCGGAAUCAUCAAGCUUACUUCAGUAUGAUCUUGUGGGCCAGACCUUGUUCAGUGAAACAUAUAAAUUCAGCACAGGUCUGUAUUCUGUCCAGGUUGUCCAUUUCUAUCUUCAGAGGAAGCUCGGCUACCAUCUCAUCCAAACGUACAUCCCAUUGAUUAUGGUGGUUGUGCUGUCGCAAGUCGCAUUCUGGAUCAACAAGGAGUCUGUCCCGGCUCGAACAGUGGCUGGAAUCACCACUGUGCUCACCAUGACCACUCUGAGCAUCAGCGCCCGCUCCUCGCUGCCCAAAGUCUCCUACGCCACCGCCAUGGACUGGUUCAUCGCCGUCUGCUUUGCCUUUGUGGCUUCGGCCCUCGUUGAGUUUGCCGCGGUCAACUACUUUGCCACACUCGAGGCCAACAGGGAAAAACGCCGGCUCUCCAGGGCCUCCGUUCUGGAGUCCAUAGCCCAGGGCAGCGACGACGAGCCAGAGACGCCUCAGUCUGAUACCAGUGGCUUUAGCCGCAGAAGACGGGCGAACUCUGUGUUCGAGGCGCCCAGGACUCGCUAUCCCAUCUUCCUUCAGGGCUCGGCCGUCCCACCCAACAUGAUGCUGGCAGGCACCAGUGCCAUAGACAAAUACUCCCGCGUCCUCUUCCCUCUGGCCUUCGGGAUCUUCAACCUCAUCUACUGGUUCAUCUACCUCAGCAAAGACACCUUGGAAAAGCCCAGGUCUGUGGUCUGAUAUCUGCUGAUACUACUCUUCUUCAAGGAGGGAGUUUUUAGUAUUUAUUAUUACGUUGUGUCCUUUCUUUCAGUUUUAUUAGAAUGUAAUGAGAUUAAAUGUGUUCUCACGUUCUUGUAGAGCUCAAAUUACACCUAUUUUUUUCUGAGAAAAUGAUCUUGUACCUCCUGAUCACUGUCACACGGAAACGCUCAAAAUAGUGCUGAUUCAGCAGUAAAAUCUAGUUAAGAAGUUACCUUGUAAUAUUCCUGUUUAAUAAUUCCCAUAAAUCACUAUUUUUUAAUGUCUUAAUGCAAGAUUAAUCUAAAAGUAACCUAAAGACGUACAAUAUAUUUUAUACAAUACAGUACACAGUGCCUACCAACUGUAGGGUGUUUAUGAAAAGCUAAUAACUAAUGAAAUAAUGUAAAAAAUAAUGUCAUAAAAAUGUCAAAAGCUUUGGAAUCCCUACUUUACAUGAAUAAACAUUAAUAAACACGAAUAUUACAUGGCCGAAGUGUUCCAGGCUUGAAUUAUUUUUGUCCAGACUUUCCAUUUUUAAUAGUUAGCGAAGGUAAACUGGUUGUUAUGAAGUUAUGGUAUUUCACAGCUAUGCAAAUGUCGAACUGGAGUGAAUCAAUAAAUUAUAAAUAAUUUACCGACAUUGUGUGAAUACUAUAUAAUCAUGUAAGCCAUAAAAAUAACUGUAAUCUGAUUAUGAGCAUUUUAAAAGACUAACUUGUCUGACUCGUAUCUGUUUUUUUUCUCUCUAAAGAAUGUGGGAUAAACACAUGAGACAAAAUUUAUAACAUAACUGAGAUCUCCAUUGUAUCCCAUGGCCUUAAAAUAAAGCAAUUACAUUUUUUUUUAUAGACCAUAAUGCAAAAUAUAUAGGCCUCUUAUAGAGAAGAGGUCUUGUUGCAUUGCUUUGCAAUUUAUUUUUCCUUAAUUGGAAAUGGUGUGGCUAUUCAUAUUUAUUUCUGCUCUUUAGCUUAUCUUCUCAUCCCAGCUCCGCAGAAUGCUGUAGAUGUGUUUUCCAGGAAACUAUGAUGGCACACAGGUUUGCUCUGGAUGUGUUAUCGAGGCUGUAAAUACAUGAAUAAUUUCUGAACCUAAAACAGCCGCAGGACUCGAGCAGGUGAAAACAGCAGAGGUGAUGUUCCUUCUGGGUGACUCUGUUGCUGCGGUUCUUGAGGUCAGAGCCCCAUCCAAGAUUUAUCAGGGCCAACUCUUUAAAAUAAAAAAGAAUCCUCUGCUGUAUUUUUUUUUUUAUUCAUCUGAUUUGUUCAAAGGGAUCAUGAUGCAAUUUAAUCCCAAAUUUCCCUCAAUGCCGAAGGCGUGAGAUUUACCGAAUCAAGAAAAUCAACACAUCCUCUCAAAAUAGAGCCACUUAUCAAACUCAAACUCUAAAGUUUCAUUAUUUGUGUUCCUGAGGGCAGCUAAAGGCAGUCAUUUGAGGCCUUUUGCAAAGUACCGCCUGAAACACAAGAUACGAUAAUCUACAACUUCAAAAUGGCAUCGAGCCAUGCGCAUUAGCACCCAGAUUUCACACGGAAAAAAUGAUUUCCAUCAAACAUUAAUCACUGACGUCAGGAUACAGGUGAUGAAAGCGUGUGCGAGGCCACGUGUUCAUCUCUGCUGAUCUUGUAUUUGUCUUUCGUUGUGUUUUAUCUCCACAGGGAGAUCGACUGAGUUUCUCCUGAGAGGUGCGAGAUGUAUUCAGCAGUAAGACCGUGCUCUUCUUCGGACCGCUCUCUCACUUUCAUCAUCUAGCAGCUUCAUCCCUGAUAGAGCACGAGGCUGUCUGACACUAUUUGACAAGCAUUUGAUCCUGUUCCUUUCCUAUUUUAUCACCUAUAUAGACUUUCCACUCCAUUUGCCUUUACAUUCACAGCCGAGGGCCACGUCGUUAUACUAACCCUGGUACAUAGCAAACCCUCCUCUGGUUCUGCUCUAGUUCUGCUCUUCUGUGUGUGUGUGUGUGUGUGUGUGUGUGUGUAAGGAGUUGAUGACAUAAUCUGCAGCUCUCUAACUGGUGAUGCAACAUUGAACCAAUGCUUUCAGUGGCCUGCCCUCUACAGAGACACGGCUCGCACUGCACUAGAUCAAAAGCGCCGGGUUUAUUCUGACAGCUUCAAAGAUUUCGCCUUGAAAAUAAAGGAGAAAAAGUGCAUCCAUAGAACUGAACUUUAACUAACACCAUUCACACACAUACGUUUUUCCAGACACGUAUGGUGCCUCUCUUGACACGGUGGCGCUGUGAUAGAGGGAUGGAGUAAAUCUCAGUGUGGGGGGUGGAUAAUAUUUAAUAUGUAUUCUCAGCUUACGGUCUAUUUGAUGUUCUCUGAUGUUUCUCUGUGCAUCCAGUUCUCGUCUCUCUCUCUCUCUCUCUCUGUUGGGAGAACAUGCACAUGCCCAGGACGCUGCUGAUGUACUCAAAUAUCCCAUAAGACAAUUCUGCAUAACACUGUAAAUGGCUUUUAAAACCCAAUUCUAGCACUGAAGAAUAAACAUGAUAAUAUAUACCUAUAAACAUAGGUGCUAAUGUAAAAAUCUCAGUAAUUUAUUACAUUGUUGUAUAAUGUGUAGAUGCAUUAGUGUUUCGCCUAAUUAGGAUAUUUUUUCUUUAUGUUUUAUUUGUCUGAUGGUCAACUCAUGCAAUCCACACUAAACAUUUUAUGUUUAACCCUCAUGUUGUGUUACA
This is a messenger RNA of Cyprinus carpio (common carp), 4319 nucleotides long. It is a transcript of the gene gabra6a, whose product is annotated as gamma-aminobutyric acid receptor subunit alpha-4-like. Gene Ontology annotation, biological process: nervous system process; gamma-aminobutyric acid signaling pathway; signal transduction. Gene Ontology annotation, cellular component: synapse; neuron projection; postsynapse. Lineage: Eukaryota; Metazoa; Chordata; Actinopteri; Cypriniformes; Cyprinidae. Gene Ontology annotation, molecular function: GABA-A receptor activity; transmitter-gated monoatomic ion channel activity involved in regulation of postsynaptic membrane potential; benzodiazepine receptor activity. The record is from RefSeq and is a predicted model, not a curated record. The coding region runs from base 329 to 1636 and encodes 435 amino acids. The transcript is spliced from 9 exons.